CCUGAUAAAAAAUCAAGUUUAGCUGAACAUACCAUGGAGCAACUUUUUGCGUGCAGUGUGUGUGAUAAAACUUUUGCACACAAAGCCAGUUUGUAUCGACACAAUUUUAUUCAUACAGGAGAAAUGCCAUAUUCAUGCAGUGAAUGUGAUAAAGGAUACACUAAGAAAUCCAGUUUAGAUAGGCACUUUCUUGUUCAUACAGGAAUUAACCGUUAUUCAUGCAGUGUAUGCGAUAAAACAUUCACACAGAAAACCAGUUUGGAUAGGCAUUAUCUUUCUCAUACUGGAAUGAAGCCUUUUUCUUGCAGUAUCUGUGAUAAAACAUUUAUACAGAGAGCUGAUUUAAGGAGACAUUCUCUUGUUCAUACUGGAGAAAGGCCUUUCUCAUGCAGUGUUUGUGGAAAAACCUUUACACGUAAAAUCAAUUUAAAUGCACACUCUGCUAUUCAUACUGGGGAGAAGCUUUUUUCCUGUAAUCUUUGUGAUAAAACUUUUGUACAUAAAAUAAAUUUUGAUAGGCAUUAUCCAGUUCACACUGGAGAGAAACCCUAUUCGUGCAAUUUAUGUGAUAAAACAUUUGCACAUAAAUUUCUUUUAAACGAGCACCGUGUUGUUCAUACUAAAGAGAAACCUUAUUCGUGCAAAGUGUGCACUAAAACAUUUGCACAAAGAGUUAGUUUAUAUAGACACAAAUUUGUUCAUACAGGGCAGAAGCCUCAUUCAUGCAGUGUAUGUGAUAAAACAUUCACACGAAGAGCCAAUUUAACUGCACACCUUGCUGUUCAUAACAAAAAAAAAGAAAUCUGAUCUAGUGUAAUGUGUGAAUAGCAUUACAGUGAUAAUAUCAGUUAAAGGCUCCUCCCAUAUUACUGGGGGUGAGAUCAAUCCUUGUAGCCGACUAAACAUCCAGCAAGAUGCUCUUUAAAUCUGUUGUUGGUGAAAAUCCUGUGAAGGAUUGUGGUGGGGAAAUAAAGAGAAUAGAAAUAUGUGAUCUGGAGAUAGGGAUACCAGACAUGGCACUGUCCACAUUGUCUGAUUUUGAGCAAAAUUAUGUGGAGUUGCACAUGGCGGUUAAAACAUAAAAGUGGAGAAAAAUAAGGGUAGAUCCUCAAUCAUAGUUGGGUAAUGUGUAGCAUUUGAUAUAACAUUCACAUAGAAAACUAUUUUAAAUAAGCUCUCUCUUGUUCAUAAUAGAUGUUAUAAUUAAGCCUUCUAUGGGAGAAAACUUUAUGAAGAUGCAUAAGGAAUUUCCACUCUAAUGUUGAGCAUAAGAAAAAGUGGCAUAUUAUUUUUUCCAAAGUGUGGUAAAAUGGCAGCACUCUGGACCAAAUAGUUUUUGAACUAUAGUACGAUAAAAAGUUUAACCACUAGUUAGAGUCAUUAGUUUAUCGUUUUCUUUUAUUAUUUUUAAUUGAAUUUAUAAAGUUCUCUGUAAUUGCUUGUUUAUUUGUUUUAUUUUAGUUUCAUAAAAUGCUUAAAUAUUGAUUUUUUUAAGAAUGCCUGUGUUAAUGAAGAUCAAAGUGCAUUUUGUAAAAGUAAAUUAUAAUUUAUUUAUUUAGC
This is a messenger RNA of Parasteatoda tepidariorum (common house spider), 1560 nucleotides long. Lineage: Eukaryota; Metazoa; Arthropoda; Arachnida; Araneae; Theridiidae. The record is from RefSeq and is a predicted model, not a curated record.